AUGCCGGUCAUCAUUCGGGACGGAACGGGUCGCCUCAACCACAUGGACCAUAUCGACAACAAGUUCUUGGAAUCUGGAAGUCCUAAUUUUUUCUUGCAGUACCGCGACACCCAGGGCGAGUUGCACGCCUGGCCAAUCCAUAUCGUGAAGCUGUUGGAAUCAGGAUAUGACCUCAACGCAUGUGAGGAGUGCGAGGGAAUCAAGAGAUGGGACCCGGAGAUGAUCGAAUUUCUCCACGUAGAAGGCGGAGUACAGUCCAUCCAGACCUUCUGCCACUCCCUCUACGAUCAACAACUCUACCCUGAUCUGAAGACCGAGCUUGCUGGAGAUUCCAAAACAGCCAUCAAAGCCAUGGGAAUUUUCCUCCGGGGAUACUCCUUUGCGGAAGAGCGCAAUCUCGCAUAUAUGGAGGAAUUCGCCCGGGAGCUCGGCGCUGUGGUAGAUGAGGUCGACAUGAACCUCAGCGCUUUAGCUUUUGCCAUUGCCAUCGUUCGGGAGCAACCGGAAUGCAGGGGGGACAACGCCAAUCUGAGAAGAGUAAUCAUGUCUGCGGCUGUCCGACGCGCAUCGGCAAUCUUCCCUGAUGAGUCGGCUGACAUGGAUAUUUUGGAACAGAGCGCGAAGUUUCAUUACACUUUGCAGCGCAAUCUCGAUGACUAUCGGGGCUUCAUCGCCGGGCUACGUGCGGAGAUCGCGGAUAGAAUGCAUGAUUGAGGGCGCGAUGACUGAGUGCAGAGUUCCCGUAUCCUUUAUUACUGUCGACUGUCAAGUGAGGCUACCAAAAUGAUGGCAAUUUAUUCAAUGCAAGUGAUCG
Messenger RNA from Dissoconium aciculare CBS 342.82, 814 nucleotides. RefSeq lists its product as uncharacterized. The record is from RefSeq and is a predicted model, not a curated record. Lineage: Eukaryota; Fungi; Ascomycota; Dothideomycetes; Mycosphaerellales; Dissoconiaceae. Bases 1 to 714 code for a protein of 237 amino acids. The transcript is spliced from 3 exons.